CUCGAGGCCACGUGACCCCUGAGCCACGAGGGCGCGCCCCGUACUGUUAUGGCGGCCGGGCCGGGAGAUCGCAAUUCCGGGCCUGCAGCGAGCGUCCGCUUCUUCUGCACAGCGGGCCGCGGCUUGGAGCCCUUCCUGAUGCGGGAGGUGCGGGUGCGGCUGCAGGCCAAGCAGGUUGAAUAUGUUUCAGGAAAAGUUUUUUUUACCACCUGCUCUGACUUGAAUAUGCUGAAAAAAUUAAAAUCCGCAGAAAGAUUAUUUUUACUGAUUAAAAAGCAGUUUCCGUUUAAUGUUUCUUCUGUAAAUAAAGGAAAAAUAUGUAAUGAAAUGCAAAGACUUAUAAAUGAUGAUCCUGAGAGUUGGUUGAAUACCAUUUCAAUUUGGAAAAAUCUUCUUGAACUUGAUGCAAAAAAGAAAAGACUUUCUCAAAGAGAUGCUAACCUACUAAAAAGAAAAAUGGGAGAAAAUGACACCGUUAUCACUAAGAAAUUAAAAGCAGAACAAAUGCAAAAGACACAAGAGAAUAGGGAAUACCAGCUGGAAAAACAAGCAGAAGAGGAAACGCUGGCACAAGGGAAUUUUCUCACUAGCAGAGAAAAGCUUCAACUAGAAGAAUGUCAGAAUGAAGCAGCGGAGGCCGCUGGCACCCCCAGCCAGAAUGACUUGACUUUCAGGGUGUCUUGUCGCUGCAGUGGAGCCGUGGCGAAGACCUUUUCUGCGCAGGAGGUAGGAAGAAUAAUUGGAAUUGCUCUUAUGAAACAAUUUGGAUGGAAAGCAGAUUUGAGGGAUCCAGAUGUAGAGAUCUUUAUACAUCUAAAUGACAUUUACUCUGUCGUGGGAAUUCCUGUGUUCAGGGCUCCCUUGGCCAGCCGGGCUUACAUCAGGACCGCAGGGCUGCGGUCUACCGUUGCGUGGGCGAUGGCCUCCGUCGCUGAAAUUAAGGCUGGUGCAUUGGUUUUAGAUCCAAUGUGUGGACUCGGAACAAUACUUCUGGAAGCUGCUAAAGAAUGGCCGGACGCGCACUAUGUGGGUGCUGACGUCAGCGAUGCACAGCUGCGAGGUGCGCGUGACAACCUGAAAGCCGCAGGCCUGGAGGAUAAAAUCGCGCUGCUUCAAGUCUCCGUCGUAGAAUUGCCAUUGCCUUCAGAAAGUGUCGAUGUUAUUAUUUCUGACAUUCCAUUUGGGAAAAAGUUUAAGUUAGGAAAAGACAUCAAAAGCAUUCUCCGAGAAAUGGAAAGAUGGGAGUCUGGUGCCCAGAAAGAUGAACUUUCUCAAGAUCACACAGCUACUACUACACAACAGAGCAGUCACAGAAGGACCGUUCAGUGACACAGGAAGGACAAUGCCUUUAUUGUUGACAGUGCAGUGAAAGUGCGGAAGUGUUCUUCAUGUUGUGGUUGCUAAGGUUGACCUCGGGGAAUGUAACUCAGAGAAAGUGUUUCUCUGAGAGGUUCAAACAGUAGGUCCCGAAUCUGUAUUUUUAUGAUCAUUUAGUGUAUUAGAGUGAGGAGAGAGCCUAGAAUGCAUAGAGGAAUGCAAGGACGUGAAUAAGCGGUCAAUUCUUAUUAAAUUCUUUCAGCUGAGCAUUAGAUAGAGCAGGGCAACAUGAAUGUUCAACAGCCUGUAUAUAAAUCACAUCACCAAUUGGAAAAGCGAAUCAUGUGGGCCUGGGGUGGAGAAAUUCAGUGUCAGGCCUGACGUUCUGUAAGAAGUAAAGCUUGAUGGGAAGUCUUAGUUCAACUGAGAGUCAUCUCACCUCAUUCUUACCAGCUGGGUGCUCCUAACUUCUUUUUGGAGUAUCUUACUUCUAAGCAGCUUGCUCUGUUAAUACAGUUACCUAACUCUUGAAAUGUUGCCUGAGAUCUUUUUCGGGCAGCAGCUAUAAUUCAGACACUUCCUGAGCCCCUAUACUCCCUUCUGCCUGGUGCCACACCCCCCACAGCAGCUAUUGCAACCCUGACUUCCUGGUAAAAUUAUUUCAGGAGCUUUUGAAAAACACUGGUGCCCGCUCUCCAUCUCUCCUCUCCGAGGCUCUGAGGUCAUUGUCAGUGUUCCCUACCGCUCCCCAGCUGAUUCUGUUGUGCAGCCACAGUUAAUAACCACAGGCUUUGCAUCUGACUAGGUAUUAAUAAUUCACCAGCUGUACUCUUAAGCCAACUCACUAUUAUGUGUGAGUAGUGACUUACAUUUAACCUUGAUAGAACUUCCCAGAAACAACGGCUUAACCUGACUAACAACCGAAUGCUGCGUAUUUUAGGCAUCUUCACAAAUCAGUGGAGGGUGGGGUUUUGAGUAGUCAGUCCUUAUCAGCCUGACUUUCUCUUAGCUGGUUUUGGUUUUUCUAAGUAAUUGAAAAUGAGACAGUAAUAGAUAUGACUGCCCUCACAUUGUGGCAGUAAAUUUAAAUAUUUAUCUAAGAAUCAGGAAGAUAUUCAAAAUUUUCCACAUCAUUCAAGUGCCUCAGCAGGAUCAGUUUAAAGUGUAUGCAGUUGGACAUAAAGACCUUUUCCUGUGAUCAAGUGUCCUUGCCUCCUGCCCACAGCCGUUAUGGUUUGACCUGACUGUGGUUUGAGGUUUUACGCACCUUGAGAGAGUGGUGAAGAGUACAGGGCUCGAAGCCAGGUGCCUGGGUUCUAGCCUUAGCUCCGUUGCUAGUAGUUCUUCGAUCACAGGCCCAUUGCUUGGCCACUUUGUGCCGCUUUUUAAAAUAAUAGUACCAACUUUAUAGUGUAGUUCUGAGGAUUUGGUGGAUUUAAAUCUCUGAAACCUACAAAGUGCUGUCAGCUAACUGUAACUGUUAGCUCGUACCUGACUUUUUAGUGCAAACCACUUCAGGCCCUUUUCAGAAGUGGGUAGGAAUAUAUAGAAAUAUAUUUACACACAUGUAACUUUUCUCCCAGUGGUUUAUGAGUAGUUUAAGGCUAUAGAUAGAAAAUGGAAGGGAAAGGGAAUUGUGUGAGUAAAAAUAAGAAAAAAUAACAAGAGGCCAGUAAAGCUGUUCAUAAUAGGCAAGAAGUAGUUGGUCCUGUAUGUAAAACAGAACUGGACUCUUCGAGAAAGAACAUGCAAUCAGAAUUAAUGACUGUCAGACCAACGAUUGCUCUGGUAGUGUGAGCUCGCACUGUCGGCUCGAUUAUUUCCUGCUCUAAUUUAUUUCAUCAGCAACCAUUUCAUGAGGACAGAGCAUUGUGAAUAAUUCAGAGAAGUAUAAUAUUGUAACUUCCCUCUCAAAUAUAAUCUUGGAAAACAUAUGAGCAAAAUUAGAAAUUGAACUUGCUCACCUGGAAGUAAGAAGUCACUGUGUGCCCAAGAAGCUUGAGAUGGAUUCAUUGGAGAAGCAAGAUUUCAGUGAAAUUUAGAAGUUUGGAAAGAACAAGAAAGGAGACCAUGCAAUGUUUUAUACAUAAAGAUGUUCAAGAAGUAUUUCUUGAGUAAACGCUUCGGAAGGCGGGUGCUCAGAACAACAAAUACACCAGGUCGCUGUGAACGGAGAUUGGGGUGGAAGGUUAAAGCUUAAUGCAUUCCAAGGUCAAAUAAUUCAGGGCCAUUUGUACCCUCUACCCCUGGUCUUGCAGGUUCACAGGCAAAAGGGAAAUCUCUUUUCUGUUGUUUGACACAGUUUCCCCAACUUAUUGGCUAUAGAAUUCAUUUUCUACAAGAAGCCAUAUAUCAUACCAUUGCUAGUGUUCAGAGGAAUACAAUUCGGGAAGUGUUGCUUUAUAAACUCUAAAUAGUUUUCUUAGUAAAAAAAUUUUGUAUAUGAACAUGAAAAGAUGCCUAGAAGGAUAUUUAUCAAUAGUGUUCAUCUCUCAGUAGCAAGCUUUCAGGUGAUUUUUACUUUCUUAUCUCCAUUAUUU
Messenger RNA from Phyllostomus discolor (pale spear-nosed bat), 3857 nucleotides. RefSeq names its product THUMP domain containing 2 (gene THUMPD2). The record is from RefSeq and is a predicted model, not a curated record. Gene Ontology annotation, molecular function: tRNA (guanine) methyltransferase activity; RNA binding. NCBI's taxonomy places the organism in Eukaryota, Metazoa, Chordata, Mammalia, Chiroptera, Phyllostomidae. The transcript is spliced from 10 exons. Bases 49 to 1329 code for a protein of 426 amino acids. Gene Ontology annotation, biological process: tRNA methylation.